CUGACAGAGCUCAUAGUAGGAAGUAGCACAGAGUGGUGUGCAAGCAGGCAAAUUGGGGAAACCGAAACGCGGCCCCAUGCAGACCUCGCCAUACGAAAUCAAAGAGAAGUUAUUACAAGCUCUGGACCACGAAUACAAUGUUGUGGACAUGGCUGCAGUUAUGGAAGUUAUUACUGCCUUGGAGAAGGUUAUUAUUACUAAGGAAGCUUUAGAAAAAACAAGAAUUGGACGAUAUAUAAAUGAGCUAAGGAAAAGGACAACAAAUGAACAACUUGCACGCAGAGCUAAAGAUCUUGUUAAAAGUUGGAGAAAACUAUUACCACAGACGCCUCAAAGAAUAAAUGGUGAAGAAAUAGUAAUCAAUAUUAGGCCAUCACCUGGCAACAUACCUGUUUUAGGUCCAGGUCCUGGUCCAGGUUUUGGGCCAGGACCUGGACCAGGAAAUAGGACAUCAAAAAACACACACACAUGUAUUUCAGUGCCUGGAACUCCACGAUAUAAAACUUUAAGUCCUUCAAUGAUGGGGGGUGAACGAUCUUCUAGUCCCUAUUUCUCUAGUGCCUCGAACAGCCCAUUAUUAAAUUCUUCUGUACAUCAGGGAUCAAGCUUACCAUCUAUGCCAUCUAACUAUGCACCGGUUAAGUUUGUUUCUUGUAAUAGUGCAACAAAAGAGAGAGGAGAGAAAGUUAAUUCUAUUAAUAAAAGCUUACUUAAUAGUAGUAAUCAAAGUAAAAAUGUGACUUCAAGUCAUAUGUUUCAACCUGUUAGUCCAUCUUUUGCUUCAGUUAAGGAAAUUAGUAGUAUUGAAUACAAUAAUACAUACAGUGGUACAAUAAUAUUGCCUUCGACACAAAGGAUUGAUAGUCCUAAUCUCAGUCCUGGACAUAAAACAAAUUCUAGUUCUAGCAGUCCAUCAAUAACUAUUGUAAAUUUAUGUUCUCAACCUGCAACGCCUACAAUUGCAUGUUCUGCAACGCAUUCCACCUUGGACAUAGCAAAAACAAAUGUAGCCAAUAAGCGAUUACGAAAAGAGAAUACUUUUAGUAAUUGCACUUCUCUCUCGCUUAAAGAACUUGACAAUAGUAAUUCUAAUUCAAAAAUUGGUAAUGGUACAAGUGACAUUGAUGAAGUUAUUUUAAUUAGUGACAGUAAUGCAUUAACUAAUGAUAAUUUCAUGAAUUCUGAUUCUGUUGAUACAGAUGUUCAAAUCAUUUCAAAGACCUCCAAUUCAAAAACUCCUAAGAGGAAGAGGAGCUUAGACAAAAUUGAGCUUCAAGAAAGUCGUUUAAACGAAAUGAUAGCUUCCUUGCCAUCAGGCUCCAAACAUCCAAAAGUAAAAACUACUCAACAACUUAUUGCUGAUUUACAAGCAAAAAAAGGUUUUAGUUCUCUAUUGUCUGCUGAUAAUUUAUCAUCAGUUGAUUCUCUUCAUGCUUCUGAUGCUGAAGUGUCUCGAACAAAAUCUGAAUUAUUGAAGAAAUUUUUGAUUGCUUCUCAAUCUGUUAGGCAUGAUAGCAAUCAUGAAAGCCCAACUGAUGAAUCAAGUGUUUCUAUAAUAAGCGAUUGUGGGUCACAUUCUGUUCCAGAUGUAUCUUCUGUGAUAAAUACAAACUUCGGUAAUAGCACCAGCAUUUCUCAUACAGAUCCUGUUGAUGAAGAUAUUAACAGGAUACUUUCAGCUUUACCCCCUAUUAAUGUAAGUGAAAUCAACAUUGAAGAUGAAAUGCCGUCGCCUAAGAGACCUGUAUCUGUUUCUAGUGAUGAUUUAAAUCGGUUAUCAAAGCCAUGGGAAUAUGUGACUGGUGUCUUUGAUUGUGAUGGUACAUGGAGACCCUGGCAAGAAUGUACCGAGCAAAAAUCAGUUGGGGAAAGCUUUAAGAUAUUGCCUUAUGUAAAUAUUGAUUAG
Uloborus diversus is the source of this 1906-nucleotide messenger RNA. RefSeq names its product mediator of RNA polymerase II transcription subunit 26-like. The transcript has 3 exons. Gene Ontology annotation, molecular function: transcription coregulator activity. Gene Ontology annotation, cellular component: core mediator complex; mediator complex; nucleus. The record is from RefSeq and is a predicted model, not a curated record. Gene Ontology annotation, biological process: positive regulation of gene expression; regulation of transcription by RNA polymerase II. Lineage: Eukaryota; Metazoa; Arthropoda; Arachnida; Araneae; Uloboridae. The coding region runs from base 77 to 1906 and encodes 609 amino acids.